Messenger RNA from Dimorphilus gyrociliatus, 472 nucleotides. The record is from the annotation of a GenBank genome assembly. Lineage: Eukaryota; Metazoa; Annelida; Polychaeta; Dinophilidae.
AAUGUUCUUUUUUAAACGAAAAUCAGAAAAGAAGUUGAUUAAUGAAGAAAAUCCAGGAACAAUUAUUAAUUCUGAAUGUUUAAUAGUAGAAUUAAAACGAUCUAUUAAAGAUUUGAAUAAGAAAGAUAUGGGAGAAAGAAAAAUGAAUGGUAUUGGAUUUAGCAAAGAUAAUGCUCUAUUAGCGACAGGAUUAUCUAUAGAAUAUGAAAUACCCCCUAAAGAGAGGAUGGAAUUAGAAGAAUACACCGCAGAGACAAGCCCAAAAGAGCAUUUAAGAAUAUUAUCUUUAUUUAGACAAUUAUUGGUGUUUGAAGAAAACCCGGCGAAACUUCCUCAACUAUUAAAAUCAUGCAUUCUUCGAGUGAUUGAAGAAAGAUCGAAAAAGGAGAAAUUUAGCUAUCGAUUAAAUAAAACAGUUGCAAAUUUAAAGAAAAUAUCGCCAUCUUGUAAAAUAACACCUUUAAAUUAUUAA